This is a messenger RNA of Pygocentrus nattereri (red-bellied piranha), 4121 nucleotides long. RefSeq names its product kyphoscoliosis peptidase (gene ky). NCBI's taxonomy places the organism in Eukaryota, Metazoa, Chordata, Actinopteri, Characiformes, Serrasalmidae. Bases 111 to 2783 code for a protein of 890 amino acids. The transcript has 7 exons. The record is from RefSeq and is a predicted model, not a curated record.
UCAUAUGUGCUCCUUGUCUAUUUCUCUUAUAUUAUCCUUCUGAAAUGUUUAGCAUUUGAGGACUGAAAGACCUGCCGACUAACCUGGGGACGGCCACUGUUUCAAACAGGAUGGCGGAUGCCAUGGUUCAGAAGUUCUCCUUCCCUUUUACCUGCUUGCCAUGUGACGCCCAGCCCGAUGAACAACCAAUCAUAGAGGAGAAUCAUCACCAUGGCAACCAACUACAGGAGCCAGGAACUCAGGACCCAAGUGACAAACCAAACCAAGAAAUGAAGACCAAGUCUGCACUCAAGGACAAAAAAGAGAACAAGAGCGCCAUUAAAGCCUAUCUGACGACUGACAAAGAGGGAGGGGCCUUACAGAAGAGGGGACAGUGUCAUUCUAAGCCCCGCCCUACUGAUUCAGCACUAAGGAAUGUGUUUGAGAAAUGGGCAAACCUGCAGAGUGAGGAGCAGCGGCCAAGCACAAAGCGCCAGCUCUCUGCAGAGAGCGAGGCUAAGUGUGUGAGCGUGAGGAAGAGGAGCAUAGCAACGGGUGGCAGAGGAGAGCCGGUGAAGCCUCUCACCCACGCUGAUCCUGGCACGCAGCCCAGGAAAGCCUGUCUGCCCAUAAGCUCCUCCUCUCAGAGGAAGCCAAGAGGACAGCUGUUCAGCAGCACUGGGGUCUUCCACAAAGUGGACACACAUGCAGUUAGUGCAGGGAAAGAGCUGAAGGAACAGGGAGUGUUCUCAGCUCAAAGCAUUGCUCGCACAAUCACACAAGGGGCUAGAAAUGAGCUGGAGAAACUCAGGGCCAUAUGGGUUUGGCUCUGCCAUAAUAUCGCAUAUGAUUUGGAGGGGUACCUGGGUCUUUCUCCAAAGCUCUGCACACCUGAAGAAGUCAUCAUGGAGGGACGAGGAGUAUGCAGUGGCUUUUCCAGUAUAUGUCUAGAGAUGUGCAGGGAGGUUGGUAUUCAGUGUGAGGAGGUGAGUGGCUAUAGUAAAGGCAUUGGGCACUGUCCUGGACGCAGCCUGUCGCAAAAGCCCUCGGACCACAUGUGGAAUGCUGUGUGGGUGAGGGAGCAGUGGGGGCUCUUGGAUGCCUGUUGGGGGGCUGGCACAGUCAACAUGGAAACCAAAACAUUCGUCAAGAGGUUUGAUGAUUUCUACUUCCUGACUGAUCCAAGUGAAUUCAUAAACUCCCACUUCCCUGACGACCAGCACUGGCAACUGCUGGACACUCCGAUCUCAAUGGAGCAGUUUGAGUUGAGGCCCCUAAAGACCUCAGCUUUCUACACUCUGGGAUUAACCCUUCUACAGCCCAUACAAUACAAAAUAACCACAGAGGAUGGGGAGGCGACCGUGUCCAUGACCUCAUCCAAACCAUUGACCUUUACCUAUGAGCUGAGGCAGCGGGACAUCCAGACGGGAGUUCCAGGCCAGAGGGAGGUUGACAGUUCCUGUGGCCUGCUGUCAAUGACCCGUCAGGGGAUGAGUCUGCGCCUGCUGCCCCCGGACCCAGGAGACUUCGAACUAAAGCUGUUCGCGCGGGCAGAGGGCGACUCCGGGGCACUACGAUGGGUCUGCUCUCUAGAGCUGGAGUGUCCAGCCAUCCGGCAGAGCCAGCCGUUACCUGCCAACCCCUAUGUGAGCUGGGGUUUAGGGACCAGGGCAGGGGAGCUGGGUGUGAAGGGCUGCAGCGUGCUGAAUGAAGAGCCUGUAGAGGUGGGUGAGGGAGGCGAGUGCGAGGUGAUUCUGCAUACCUCUCGACCACUGAUGAUGGUCUGUGAGCUCACACACCCUGUGCUUGACCCUGCUCUAACCAAGCGUUGCCUAGCAUUGCAAAUAACAUCAGAACGGCUGGUAUGUCACGUGCUAUGCCCUUACAAAGGCUUCUACCGUCUCUCCAUGUUUGUGCGGGAUUAUAGCGACAGAAGUGGGUCUUUUCAGAAUGCAGGUAACUUCUUGCUGCGCUGUAGGGGUCAAGGAGCUGAUCUAAACCAGUUGUACCCCUCUGACCUUGGCCUGUGGUGUGGCCCAGGCAUGCGCACCGAAGCAGCUGGAUUGUCUCGCUUCAGCCACACAGGGGCGUUAGUGAACGCACCCCAGGGACGCUGCAAUAUCACCUUUCAUUGUGCCUCAACAGAGCUGCAAAUACAUGUAGUCCUCAGUGCAGAGAUGAACCAAGCUAAUUCAAAACAGGCCCUCAGUGCAGAGCAGCACCAGAAGAACAAAGUUGAUUCUAAGCAUGGCCCCGGCUCAGAGAUGAGUCAAAAGAAUCAAGACAAGUCUAAGCAGGGCCUCAGUGCAGAGCUGCACAGAGAGGCCCUCUUCCCACUUUCACGGUACGUCCUGAUCACAUCCAUGGACAGCAAGGUGACCGUGAGCGUUUCUGCUCCCAGGUUGGGAGUGUAUCGCCUAGGCUUGUAUGGACGCACACCACCUCAGCAAGAUUACACCCCAUUGUGUGACUACGUGCUGCGGAGCACUUGUGAGAGAUGUGGAGAUCCGUUCCCAUGUGUAUAUUCGGCAUGGGGGAAAGGGUGUGUGCUGCUAGAGCCGCGGUCAGGCCUGCUGGCCCCACGGAGUUGGGUGAGUUUCCGUGUGCGGGUGCCGGUGGCACGGAGAGUGAGCGUUCUGGCAGAGGACCGAGCAGAGCUGAAGAUGAAUAAGAGCAGGGUGUGGGAGGGCGAUGCCUUCACAGGAGGUGCCACACAAGUGAAACUGAUCGCUGCCAUGUCAGAGGCCAGCGACAUGGCUGUCCUCAUGACCUUCAAUGUCCUUGACCUGAAAAGUGAGCUGUGACAAGGAAGAGAAGCUGCACUGACAAUCGUAAAUGGCUAUUGGACAUAUAAGCUGUGUCCCAAUUCAGAGGCUGCCCCCUUCGAAGGACGUGGUCUACGGUGGCCUGUCCUUCAAAGGCUGUGUUAACGUUCUUUAAAGACAGAGGAUGAAACUUUGAUUUUUUUUAACAUUUAUUAGAGCUGAAGAUGCUUCUCUCUGUCAAAAACGUAACAUUGCAUAAGUUUUGCUUUAGACCACCUUGUUUACUUAUAUUUAAAAUGGUCUCUUCAGGUACCAGUUGCUCCUCUGCUGACGCCACCAUGUUCAUGAAUCUUUGCUGGCAUGCAAUGAACCUCAGGAUAUGAAGGCUGGUGAAGGAUCCGCCCAUUGGAUCCUUCGCUGGGAAAGAAUGACAAACUUCUCAGCCUCAUAUGAAUGGUCUUCGCAAUAGGGCAGCCUAGUCGCGCUGCUGUGAUGCAAUCGGCCAUCAAAUGCAGCCUCUGAAGGAAGUAGCCCCUGAAUUGGGACACAAGCAUAGACUCCGUUUACACCAGGUCAGAUCAUGUGCCUUGAGUGUGUUUUUACACUUGGUAGUCAAAUUUGUUAGUCCGACUGAAACAUUGAUUGCUUUAUGACACGUAAUAUGCAAAUCAGCUUAAAUACAACGUGUCCCUUGUUCUCUGCAUUCAAAAGAUGGUUGUUGCCUUAAAAAUCUGAAUUUUAUAGGGCAUUAUUAAUUUCAUUGCACCAGCUUAUACACUUACAUAGUAAUGUAAAGAGCAAGGAGAUGGAUAUUUAUAAUAAUUAGCCACCUGUAUUAAUACAAAGAGGGAACAACAAUGAGACAAAGUGAAGAUUAACCAAACUAGUGCUUUAUCUUAACUAUCUUGAUGGCUGCUAAACCAAACUCAGACCUGAGGGGUAUAAGGAGGGGUGUUGGGCAUUGAUCAUGGCUUGGAGAGACAGAUGCAUUUGCACUGGUAUCUGGCUAAACUGCCUUUCAGGCAGCCUCCUUAAAUGGUUUAAGCAAUCAAAUUGAAUUAUUUUAUGUGUUCUGGGUAAAUUUUCACAUGCAUUAUUAUGUAGAUAAGCUCAAUCCAAAUAUGAUUCUGAUAUUCAAGAUAUGAAUUGACCAGGUGUAAAUGGAAUCAGAGUGCAUUAGAAUAUAGAAGCCAUUAUUUCAUGAACUACAUAGUGCACUACAAAGGUAAUAGCAGGCCAUUUGGGAUUCAGACAGUUUAAUGAAAUAUGGUCAAAACUGGAUAAAAGAAGCUACAUAUAAUUAUUAGGUUUUUUUGGUUGUUGUUUUUUGUUUUGUGCAUUGGAUGUAUAUUUGCUAAAUAUUUUGUCUUGUUUUGC